Molecule: messenger RNA, 3071 nt
Organism: Amborella trichopoda
Lineage: Eukaryota; Viridiplantae; Streptophyta; Magnoliopsida; Amborellales; Amborellaceae
Product: Leucine-rich repeat protein kinase family protein
Biological process (GO): protein phosphorylation
Molecular function (GO): protein kinase activity; protein binding; ATP binding
Source: RefSeq, a predicted model, not a curated record
ACUCUCUUUUCUCUCUCUAGAAUGCCUUCAGUUUGUCUCUCUCUCAUGUAAAGCACCCACCAUAUAAUGUAAAAGACAGUUCUACUCUUUCUAGGCUCCCUUUCUCUCUCUAAAAAAAAGUUUUAGUAUUCCCAUUCUUUGUCUCUCUAAAAUGUCCCAAAUUCUCUUUUAUCGGGCAAAUUCCCUGCUUUUCACAUUAUAGACUGCCUCCUAAAUCACCAUGUAGAGCUAAAGGUCCCAAACUCUCUCCCUUCUUCUCCUUGUCCUCUUUUUCUCUCUCUAAAACUCCCACCUCACCCUCCUCCACACACUCUCUCUCUUCCCUGCAACCCUGCCAUGGCGUCUCAUCAGAAAACCACUUUCCUCCUCCCUCGAAACCACCAUUCAAAAACCAUUCACCACACCAAAACUGAUUGUCCCUUCAACUGCGACUCUUGACUCCAAACCCCAAGUCCCCAACCUUCUUCAACCCCCUUCCAAUGGCAGUUUCUCUCUCUUCUUUCUCUCUCUUCCUCUUAACGUGGCUCUGCUUCUUCAAUGGAGGAGUAAAAUCAGACGUCAUGGCCUCUGAUAAGCACGCCCUCGUAAGCUUCAUCUCGAAUGUACCCCAUGAAUCCAGAGUUGAAUGGAACAAAACCCAGCCCAUUUGUUCAUGGGUUGGUAUAACCUGUGAUCAAAACCAGUCAAGGAUCUUCUCUCUAAGAUUGCCAGGAGUUGGCCUGGUGGGUCCGAUUCCGGCCAAUACAAUAGGGAGAUUAACGGAGCUCAGAGUCUUAAGCUUGCGGUCGAAUCGAUUAUCUGGCGAGAUUCCACCCGAUUUCGCCGGAUUAAAGAACCUCAGAAGCCUGUAUCUUCAGAACAAUGAGAUCUCUGGUGAGAUUCCCGCUGGUUUUUCAGGCCUAAAUCGUCUAACGCACUUAGACCUCUCCUUUAAUUCUCUCUCUGGUUCCAUUCCUUUCUCUCUCAACAAUCUAACGCUAUUAUUCGCUCUCCUCUUACAAAACAACUCGUUUUCUGGUCCAAUCCCAAGCCUUAAUCUGCCAGGUCUUAAUAGAUUUAAUCUCUCUCAUAAUCGCCUGAAUGGGUCCAUUCCCAUCAUUUUACAGAGGUUUCCUGCAUCUGCAUUUGAGGGAAAUCUUGAGCUUUGUGGUGAUCCGUUGCCUAAUCCUUGUAAGCCCUUUUUCGAGGCCCCAGCUCCAUCACCAGGGUUGAAUCCCAUGGUCAGGAAAAGAUCGAAGAGGCUUUCGACGGCUGGGAUUGUUCUCAUAGCCAUUGCAGCCUCUGUUCUUCUCUUCUUUUGCCUUCUCCUCCUGCUCUGUAUUUGCCGGAAAAGACGCCGGGUUCCCGCCAAAACCCAAAAACCGUCAGAGAGGGGGUUACCUGAAGCUGUUGCGUCCUCUUCCAAAGAUGAGUAUAUGAGUGGGAGCCAUGAAGGAGAGAGAAACAAGCUUGUUUUCUUUAAUGGGGGGCUCUAUAAUUUUGAUUUGGAGGACCUUUUGAGAGCUUCGGCCGAGGUUUUAGGGAAAGGAAGUGUAGGGACCUCUUAUAAAGCAGUUUUGGAAGAUGGAACAACAGUGGUGGUGAAGAGAUUGAAAGAUGUUGCAGUUGCCAAGAAAGAAUUUGAAUCGCAAAUGGAGGUUUUGGGGAAGAUUCAGCAUAGGAAUCUGCUUCCAUUAAGGGCUUUCUAUUUCUCCAAGGAUGAGAAGCUCCUGGUCUAUGAUUUCAUGGUGGCCGGGAGCUUGUCUGCGCUUUUGCAUGGAAGUCGAGGCUCUGGUCGGACUCCCCUCGAUUGGGAUGGGCGCAUGCGCAUCGCCAUGGGUGCGGCUCGCGGCCUGGCACACCUCCACACAAAUGCCCGCCUCCCUCACGGAAACAUAAAGUCAUCGAAUGUCCUUCUCACCCCCACACAUGACCCAUGUGUUGCUGACUUUGGCCUCAAUCCCCUCUUCGCACCCUCUUCAACUGGGGCCCAUCGGAUUGCCGGAUACCGAGCGCCUGAGCUCAUAGAAACUCGAAAACCAUCGUUCAAAUCCGAUAUAUACAGCUUCGGUGUCCUCUUAUUGGAAUUACUUACAGGGAAGGCUCCAAACCAGGCGGCUCUAAACGAUGAGGGGAUCGAUUUACCGAGAUGGGUUCAGAGUGUAGUGAGAGAAGAAUGGACGGCUGAGGUUUUCGAUGUGGAAUUGAUGAGAGGAGGGGGAGGAGGAGAGGUUGAGGAGGAGAUGGUUCAGGUAUUGCAGGUGGCCAUGGCAUGCGUUGGAGGGGUGCCUGAUCAGAGGCCUGGGAUCAGUGAAGUGCUCAGAAUGUUGGAGGAGGUGAGGGGGAAUGACACUGAUGAUGUGAGGGGGUCUUCGGAGGAGAGGUCGAAAGAAUCGGGUGGGCACACACCGCCAGAGGUUACUAGGGUGGCCACGCCAUGAUCUUCUUCUUGAAUUGCUUGCAUUCUUUUCGGGUUUCUCUCUCGACAUUUUCCUCUCUGUUUGGGUGGGUUAAACCAGAAUUUGAAACUUAGGUAUAGGAGACAUUAGUGGUGUGGAUGUUACCCUGCAACACACGAGUUUGGGUUUUGAAAUUUUGAAAUGUGUCAUUGGGUAGUUGGAAUUUCAACCCUGGACUCUCUUUCAGUCUCUCUAGCUGGUACAUGAACGCCGGGAUGAAUUGGGCAAAGCUCUUUUUCCUCUUUUGAGUUUGGGGUCCUACCAAGGGACUUGGACUUCGUCAAUUUGUCACUCUUUCUCUCUCUUCCUGUCUUUCUCUGUUCCUCUGUCUUUCUCUCUCCCUGGAGAAUUAUUUGGGGUAUAGAUUUGUUUAAUUGUGUGGUUUUGGAAUUGCAUUCUUUUCUUCUGCACUCUGUACAGUGGAACACUCUGUACAGUUUGAUGCAGAGUUCUUUUCUUCAUUCUGUUCUGAAUUUUAUUUUUGUCAUGGCUGUCAAGGGACCAAGAAAAAAAAUGCCUUUUAAUGGUGAGAAAUAUUUAUUUUUCUCCCUGUUGCAUACAUACCCCUGGUUAUCUCAUUGUUUCCAUUCGGUUGAAUGCGAUAAAAUUGGCCCCAAUAUUGUUGAAUUACAA